UCGGGGGCGACACUCCUGCCCGGUACUGGGGCCCAGGUGUCGGCGCGCGUGCGCACAGCCGCGGGCGGCGGCAGGGCGCGCGGCCCAGGGAUAGUACCCCGACCCAGGUCUCGGACCGAGGCGGCGUGAGAUCUGAUUGGUGAGUUCUACCUCAUUGUGUACAUUUCCAUGAUACUUUCUGUGGAUGGUUUCCCUUGCACUUUUUAUGUUGAAAUACUAUAGAUUAAACUUUAAGUGUCUUUUGUCACAUUAACCUUACUCUAGAAGACAACUUCACAAAGAUCUAGAAGGAAGGGGAUUAAAGAUGACUGAAUACUGGGCUCCAGAAAUUUAAAACAACCAGAUGCCUGUGAAAGAUGAGAGAGGUGACCUGGAUGUGAGCAAAGUAGUGAAGCCAGUCCAGGCUACUCUGUCGUCUUUGAAGAUGUUAGAUGUGGGAAAGUGGCCAAUUUUCUCCCUUUGUUCUGAGGCAGAACUGCAGUUAGUUCGCCAGGCCUGUGUCUUUGGCAGUGCCAGCAAUGAGCUUCUGUAUACUACGGUAAAUGAUGAGAUUUUUGUGCUUGGCACAAACUGCUGUGGUUGUUUGGGAUUAGGUGAUGUCCAGAGCACCAUUGAACCUCGGAGACUGGAUUCUUUAACUGGCAAAAAAAUCGCCUGCCUCAGCUAUGGGAGUGGGCCACACAUUGUCCUUGCAACAACAGAAGGAGAAGUCUUUACCUGGGGUCAUAAUGCUUACAGUCAGUUGGGCAACGGGACAACUAAUGCUGGUCUAGUUCCCUAUCAUAUCUCUACUAAUCUGUCAAACAAGCAAGUCAUUGAAGUGGCCUGUGGGUCUUACCAUUCUUUGGUGCUAACAUCUGAUGGAGAGGUAUUUGCGUGGGGUUAUAAUAACUCCGGGCAGGUAGGGUCUGGAUCAACAGCCAAUCAGCCGAUCCCGAGAAGAGUCACCGGCUGCUUACAGAAUAAAGUGGUUGUGAACAUAGCCUGCGGGCAGAUGUGCUCGAUGGCAGUGGUGAACACCGGGGAGGUCUUUGUCUGGGGCUACAAUGGAAAUGGGCAGCUGGGACUCGGCAGCAGCGGCAACCAGCCAACCCCCUGCAGGGUAGCAGCUCUCCAAGGCAUUCGUGUCCAGCGGGUUGCCUGUGGCUAUGCACACACGUUAGUAUUAACAGAUGAAGGUCAAGUGUAUGCUUGGGGCGCAAAUUCUUAUGGCCAGUUGGGCACUGGCAAUAAAAGUAACCAGUCCUACCCUACCCCUGUCGUCGUGGAAAAGGACAGAAUUAUAGAGAUUGCGGCCUGCCACUCGGCGCACACGUCGGCCGCCAAGACACAGGGCGGCCACGUGUACAUGUGGGGCCAGUGCCGCGGCCAGUCGGUGACCCUGCCGCACCUCACGCACUUCUCCUCCACCGACGACGUGUUCGCCUGCUUCGCCACGCCCGCCGUCACGUGGCGCCUCCUGUCUGUGGAACCCGACGACCACCUCACAGUGGCCGAGUCCCUGAAGAGGGAAUUUGACAACCCCAACACCGCGGACCUGAAAUUUCUGGUGGAUGGAAAGUACAUUUAUGUGCAUAAAGUCCUUCUCAAAAUCAGGUGUGAGCAUUUUCGCUCUUCAUUGGAGGACAAUGAGGAUGAUAUUGUAGAAAUGAGUGAAUUUUCGUAUCCUGUUUACCGAGCCUUCCUGGAGUACCUGUACACGGACAGCAUCAGCCUGUCCCCCGAGGAGGCAGUAGGGUUGCUUGAUUUGGCUACAUUUUAUAGAGAAAAUCGUUUGAAAAAACUCUGCCAACAAACUAUCAAGCAGGGAAUCUGCGAGGAGAAUGCCAUCGCGCUGCUGUCGGCUGCUGUGAAGUAUGAAGCUCAGGACUUAGAAGAAUUCUGCUUCAGGUUUUGCAUAAACCAUUUGACUGUAGUAACACAGACUUCGGGCUUUGCAGAAAUGGACCAUGAUCUCUUGAAGAACUUUAUCAGCAAAGCAAGCAGAGUUGGAGCCUUUAAAAACUGACCCUCACCUGCAGGAAAGAAUUUCUAGAGUUUCCACUCUCCCUGCAACAGCCAGAGAAUAACUUCUCCUUACUAGUGUUGAUGAUGAGCUACAUUUGGGCUGAAAAUGUUCUGUCAAAACAAGGGGAUGGUGGUGAGUCUUCCCCACCUUCUGAAAUCCACUGUCUGCAAGAGAAGGCAUUAAGUGCUCUGUUCAGAUGGAACUAAGCUCAAGGGGAAAAAAUUGAAAUGUCUUACUGUAUUUACCAUUUCCUCUUACGAGUCACUUAAGUUGGAGACUUUUGGUACAGGGGUCUAAGUGUAUGCUAUUCUGGCCAAAUUUGCAUAUUCAACAGGCUGGUACCACACGGAUAGCUUGACCAGGAAUGCUGUCACUAGCUCACUUUCAGCAUUCAGCACAGUGCCUUGCAUAUAGUAGGCACUCAACUUAUUAUCAGUUUUAAUCAUGCCUGAACAGCUUUUUAUUUAUGGGACACUGGAUGAAGGAAUAACUUAGGUAAAACAAAUUUAAAACAACUGAGUUUCCUAUUCUUAUGGUACAUUGUUCUGAGGAAUAGUGGCUAAUUUAGAGCGUUAAUUAGAAUUCACAAAAGGCCUUGGCAAUUAAAUUGUUGAAGACCCAAGGGCUAAUUUUAAUUCUCUGUUUUACUCUGAGUCAUUAUUUCUCAUAUGAAAUCAGAGUAUGAAAUACUUUGAGUGAGUGUUAUCCCUGGGCUCAUUUGCCUUACAUAAUUGCAUAAUGUCCUUUUACUUUUGUGUUAAGAGAUUUGCCUCCAUAAGUAAAAAUGGUUUUCUCUUGUAGUUGAUUUUUAUGUCACCACAAAACAGGUCUUUUAACUUGGCCCAGUGUGAUGAUAAAAGUAGCAGCCAAAAAGGAACUAAUACUUACAUUUCAUGGGCAGCACUAGCAAGAAUGAGGUAAAUUUAUACUUUUUCAAUCAAGUUACCCAGCUGCGAAUGAGAAACUGAAACAGGAUGUAGGCUGCAGCGUCAGGCUCCUAAUGUGUAUUUCACAACAGGAUACUACUAU
Molecule: messenger RNA, 3037 nt
Organism: Budorcas taxicolor (takin)
Lineage: Eukaryota; Metazoa; Chordata; Mammalia; Artiodactyla; Bovidae
Gene: RCBTB2
Product: RCC1 and BTB domain containing protein 2
Exons: 16
Coding region: 344-2008 (554 amino acids)
Molecular function (GO): protein binding
Source: RefSeq, a predicted model, not a curated record